Molecule: messenger RNA, 15606 nt
Organism: Toxorhynchites rutilus septentrionalis
Lineage: Eukaryota; Metazoa; Arthropoda; Insecta; Diptera; Culicidae
Gene: sdk
Product: protein sidekick
Exons: 17
Coding region: 1174-8226 (2350 amino acids)
Biological process (GO): cell-cell adhesion
Molecular function (GO): protein binding
Source: RefSeq, a predicted model, not a curated record
AACAGACCCACCAACGGGCUUAUCGCUUCUCACGUCAGUCGUGUUAUGACCGUCGUCGCGUUCGUUUGCUAGUUGCGUUCGUCGUGUGCUAGGAGGGCCAGUGCUACGCUAACAGCGUUUACGAGAGCGAGGAUCACUACCAGUGUCCUCGUCUGCCAGGCAGUGUGUAGCUUUUACCGUUAUCGUCGUCUCUUUCGAGAGAGUCUGCACGUGGUGGUAGUGUUUCUUUCAUUCACAAGAACCGAUCAAUUUCACCACCACGAUCGCCUGCUGAUCUCCGGUAGCAGAACGAGCCCGCGCGUAUACGUAUACGAUCGCGUGUGCCGGUGUAAGUGAAAAACAUGCAGAACAUGACCUAGCAGCAACACACACACACACGCACACAGUUUCAUGCUGCGUUUAUCUUCUGCUGGAGAAUGUGCUGUGCGCGAUCGCGUUUCUGUGCGAACUGACUUUUCGCAGGAUACCAUCGGUGGGAAGAGUGUUCGUGGAAAUUCCUUCACAAAGUAAAGUGUAGAAUAUUGUGCAAUAAAUGACAGAUUGUGAAUUGUGAAUAGCAGUUUCGGAAAUCAAUAGUGCAAAAGUAGUCAUUGUGUCGAAAACUUUCGAGCAGUUACACGUUUCUCCAGAGGCAGCCAAUACUCACAAAAAAAGGUGAACGGGAAGAAGCUGAGAGAGAAGAAAAAAUAAGCAAGCAGCAGAAUCCUACAGGCGCUUUGUUAUUUUUUGAUCAACGCCCAUAAAACAACACAGGUGAUCUCUGUCUACUCAGUGGUGGUGUGUGAUGUGCGCAUAUCAUUUCAGUUGAAAAUUUGAUAAGAAUCGAAAAAAGUGAAUGUGAAUACGACGACGAAUACACAACACAACACAAGCAUUGUGCGCGGUCUUAUCGUUAUCGCGCAACCUGGUCCCCAAGUAAAUAUUAAACGUGUUGAAUAAUCUCAGUGUGUUUGUAGUGUGGAGGAUUGCUCAACCAAUCCGCUAGCCCGUGGUUCCUCUGAUAAGGCUAAUAAGUGCGAGCGCGCGAGUGUUUGUUUAUCAGUGCUCCGGAAACUCGUCCCGCCGAAAAUCUAAAAAAUAAUCUAUUUGUUAGAGGGUUCAAUUAAGCAGAGAAAAAUGAUAGUGUUCCGUCGUCAAACGACGGUCGGCAAGGCGCAAUAGAGUCACACAAAAAUGGAAGCUCAUGAGCGACUGCUUCCACGAGUGGACCAGCAAAGGAGCAGAUCACCGACCGCCAUCACCAUCAUGACUCACGGACAAACAGACGGUACGCGUGACCCCGUUUUUUACAGAUCCUCCAUUGGAUCAUCGUCGCCGCGAAGUCAUCGGUACCACAGAUUGGAGCGCAGCAUUAGGUCAGGCCGGGUGUUAUCAGUUUGGACGUUAGCAGCGAUAGCGCUGCUUUGCGGCGGAACGCAGCUUUCGGCGGUUAAUGCAGUAGAACCGCAAAUGCAGGCGCCACGUUUUACGACCCAGCCCUCGUCGUCCGGCUCGAUGGUGAACGAAGGCCGGACCAAGAUUCUCCAGUGUCAUGCCCUAGGUUAUCCCCAGCCCAUGUAUCGGUGGCUGAAGAAUGGUGUCCCGGUUGGAGACUUCGACACUAGCCAAUACCUGAAAAUCCAAACCACGACGCGGGAUGACGCCGGCUCGUACCAGUGUCUGGCGAAGAACGAUGCCGGAACGAUAUUCAGCGAGAAAAUAGACGUAGUGGUGGCAUAUAUGGGCAACUUCGAGGAUCUCACCGAACAGAUCGUCUCGGUUCAAUCGGGCUACCCGGCGAUACUGGACCUUGCCCGGAUAGAGUCAGUACCGGCGCCAUCGGUAACCUGGCAAACAGAGGAAGGGCCACUAAAUUAUGACAUCAAGUACGCCACGACGGCCAGCAACCAACUCAUCAUACUCAGCGUAGACGAAAACGAUAUGAAAUCGUACAGAGCGCGCGCAAUCAACACCCAGAUUGGCCGAGAAGAGAUCAGUGCCUUCAUUCGGGUUAACGUGACGGGUAAUGCGUACAGCGAGGUCGCGCCAGAGAUUAUCGUACAACCAAAGAGUAUCAGCGUGGUUCGGGGUGAGCAGACGGUUCAGCUGGAGUGUAUUGCGAACGCGAGACCACUUCACGAGCUGGAGACAAUCUGGCUGAAGGAUGAUAUUCCCGUCGAAAAUUCGGGCAUUUCGUACGCCCAUACCGAUCCGUGGAAUCGAACACUUGCGCUGUUAUAUGUAAACCUAACGCACACCGGACAGUACACAUGCCAAGUGCAAAUGAGAACCGGAGGCCAUCCGACGGUUCAUUCGGUGGCGACCGUGACAGUUCAGGAGCCUCCGUCUUUCUUCACGUCCUUCCGGACGGAAACUCUCGGUGAUUAUGGAUCGAAAACGAUGCUGCCGUGUGAUGUGAUCGGUGAACCUGUACCUCACGUCACCUGGUUCAGGAAUGCGGAAGCUCUCGAUUUGUCCACCGAUCGGUACAUGGUUCAGGAUGAUCACUCUCUGGCGAUCAAAAAGCUCAGCAUGGAGGAUUCAGCCAUGUUCCAGUGUUUGGCCAGCAACGAAGCCGGUGAAAAAUCCAGCUACACUUGGCUGAAAGUUAAAAAUAACACCGGCAGCAACAACGCCGACAACACCCAAUCAUCCGGUGCAUCUGUGCUCAAGCACCUAAUCCUAUACAAUCAGUUUACUCGAAAUAAGCGCCUCGCACAGCCCCGAAUAAUUCGCGUCCGCAAUUCGGCGACCGGAUCUGAUUCGGCAACCACCAUUGCCGGCGGCGGCGGUGGCGGCAACAGCGUCGGCAAUGGCAACAGUAGUACCAACAGGAGUCGCAAGAAGACAACCUUGGCAGCGGUACCGACGACGCCGACAACUGCCUCGAAACGUGCCGAGGAAUUCGACGUUGACGUUAGACCAUCCGUCCCGAUACUGGAGCUAUCGCCCACAAAUCAAACCGUCCUGGAUGGCAAAGACGCCACAAUGCAUUGCCGAGCCGUCGGAGCGCCAACGCCAAACAUCACCUGGGUCUUCAACGAAUCCCAAGGUAUCGAACUCUCGGGCCGAAUUCAGAUCCUGGAUUCGGGCGAUCUGCUAAUCUCCAACGUGCGGGAAUCGGACGGCGGACUGUACACUUGCGUACGCGCGAACGAAGCCGGAAUCGUGACCGGAGAGGCACAUCUCGGUGUGAUGGUGAGAACGCAAAUCGUGCAACCCCCGGCGGACACUACAGUGCUACUUGGCCAUACAGCCGCGCUUCAGUGUAAGGUGUCCUCGGAUCCUACCGUCCCGUUCAACAUCGAUUGGUACCGGGAACCACAACGACAACCCAUCAAGAAUAGCCAGAGAGUCGCUGUGAAGGCCGACGGAACACUGGAAAUCGUUGAAGUUCGCCCAUCGGACGUUGGGCAGUACUCCUGCAUUGUGACGUCCCCUGGCGGUAACGAAACCCGUUCUGCGAGACUAAGUGUAGUGGAGCUUCCCUUUGCGCCAACGAAUGUGAAGGCCGUUCGAUUGAACACCGCUACCCACCGAGCGAUCAACGUCUCCUGGACGCCAGGGUUCGACGGUAAUAGUGCGGUACUUAAGUUUAUAAUUCAACGACGGGAGGUUCCUGAACUGGACAUUACAGGACCACUACCGGAUCCGCUGCUCAACUGGAUAACCGAGCUAAGCAACGUAUCGGCGGGCUCACGGUGGGUACUGUUGACCAAUUUGAAAGCCGCCACGGCAUACCAGUUUCGUGUGAGCGCCGUCAACAAGGUCGGCGAAGGUUCACCCUCCGAACCCAGCAAUGUGAUCAAACUCCCUCAAGAAGCCCCAUCUGGUCCACCCGUGGGUUUCGUUGGGUCAGCUCGAUCUUCGUCCGAGAUUAUAACUCAAUGGCAGCCACCGCUGGAGGAGCAUCGCAACGGCCAAAUUCUUGGCUACAUUAUUCGUUACCGGUUGUUCGGUUACAAUGCGAGCCCGUGGAACUAUCGCAAUAUUACCAACGAGGCCCAACGAAACUACCUGAUUCAGGAGCUCAUCACCUGGAAGGACUAUGUGGUUCAAAUUGCCGCCUACAACAAUAUGGGCGUCGGAGUGUACACCGAUGGUGCCAAGAUAAAGACGAAGGAGGGAGUCCCGGAAGCACCACCAGUCAAUGUUCGCGUCAGGGCAUUGAAUUCGACCGCAAUAAGGAUAUGGUGGAAACCUCCGAAUCCCCAGCAGAUCAAUGGUAUCAACCAAGGUUACAAGAUUCAAGCUUGGCGCUAUGAAAUUCUGGACGGCGAAGAACAUGAAACGGAAGCAAAGGUCAUCACGGUGCCGCCGAGCUUGUUGGACCCGUUGGCAGAGCAGGACACGAUUAUGGUCGGACUUGAGAAGUUCACGGCUUACAACGUUACGGUACUCUGCUUCACUGAUCCUGGGGAUGGCGAACGUAGUCUUCCGAUUGAGGUCAAAACCAAAGAAGAUGUCCCGGAUGAGGUAGGUUCGCUCCAAUUCGACGACGUUUCGGACCGAGAAGUUACAGUCAUGUGGACUCCCCCGAAGCAAACCAACGGUAUUCUGACUGGCUAUCAGGUGAAGUACCAAAUCAAAGAGAAGCCCGGUUCGAUUAAGGUGUUCAACAUGAGCGCCGAUGUGACCAGCUUGAAGGUCGUCAACCUCAUCGCCACCACUCACUACUUGUUCGAAGUUUUCGCAUGGACCGCUGUUGGCGCUGGCGUUCCACGAACCGCAACGAUCCAGUCAGGCGUUGAACCCGUCCUGCCGAACCCUCCGUAUCAGUUGGCCCUAUCCAACAUUGAAGCCUUUUCGGUGGUGAUUCAGUUCACUCCUGGAUUCGAUGGCAACUCAUCCAUCACCAAGUGGACUGUGGAGGGUCAAACGGCUCGCAACCUCACGUGGUUCACAGUGUAUGAAGUUCACGACCCGGACGCAUCUACCCUAACCGUUACCGGGUUGACACCGUUCACGCCCUACCGACUCCGAAUUAUCGCCUCGAAUGUGGUGGGCCCUUCGGAACCCUCCGAUCCAACCAAAGAUUUCCAAACAAUCCAAGCUCGGCCGAUGCAUCCGCCGCUGAAUGUGACGGUUCGUGCGAUGAGCGCUACCGAGCUGAGGGUGCGCUGGAUUCCACUCCAACAGACCGAGUGGUUCGGCAACCCGCGAGGCUACAACAUAACCUACAGAAUCGUCAAUGGCAAGGGACCCGUUCCUGCAUUCAGUGUGGUCAUUGAGGAUCCCACGGCGAACUCUCACGUGCUGGAUAGCUUGGAGGAGUGGUCGGUGUACGAGAUAUUUAUGAGUUCGGUGAACGAGGUAGGGCAAUCGAACGAGAGUCCGCAUGCGUUCGAGAGAACACGGGAAGCGGUUCCUGCGUUCGGUCCACUGGGUGUGGAAGCUAACGCCACGUCAUCAACCACAAUCGUUAUUAAGUGGAGUGAAGUACCGAGGGAACAUAGAAAUGGUCAAAUCGAGGGGUACAAAGUGUUCUACGGAUCAGCCGGUAGAACGCAGAUCCUGCACAAAACAAUUCCAAACAAUUCGACCUUCACAACGACGUUGACGGAGUUGAAGAAGUUUGUACAGUACGACAUUCAGGUCCUGGCGUAUACUCGACUUGGAGAUGGGUUGUUGAGUACCCCGCCGGUGAGGGUGCAAACUUUCGAGGAUACUCCGGGCGCUCCAUCGAACGUUUCUUUCCCCGAUGUGUCUUUCAGUAUGGCACGCAUAAUUUGGGAUGUUCCAGAGGAACCCAACGGAGAAAUCCUCGCCUAUAGGGUUAUAUAUCUACUGAAUGGGUCCCAGAGUCUAAAUUUCAGCCGCGAAUUCCCUCCCUCCGAUCGAACAUUCCGAGCGACCCAGCUGUUGGCGGAGCGUUUCUACCUCUUCAGUGUGACAGCCCAAACGCGCCUCGGCUGGGGUAAAACGGCUGCUGUACUGGUUUACACGACCAACAAUCGAGAAAUCCCUCAAGCUCCUUCGUCGCCGCAAAUUUCCAGAUCACAGGUUCAGGCCCAACAGAUUACGUUCAGCUGGACGCCUGGCCGCGAUGGGUUCGCUCCCCUCCGGUACUACACGGUGCAUUUCCGUGAGAAUGAAGGGCCAUGGACGCUGAUUCCGGAGCGCGUUGAUCCAGCUGUAACAUCCUAUACUGCGCUGGGACUCAAACCACACACGCUAUACCAGUUUCGGAUUCAGGCAACCAACGACAUUGGACCAUCAUCGUUUAGCAAGGAAAGCAUCGAGGUUCGCACCUUGCCAGCCGCACCUUCUUUGGGUAUUACCGGGCUGAAAGUGGUACCCAUCACGACGACCAGCGUCCGGGUCCAAUGGAAUCCCCUCAAGAAGAGUUUGUGGAACGGUGACGCCACAACGGGUGGUUACCGCAUUCUCUACCAACCAGUUUCAGACUUUCCUUCGACGCUACAAAGCACCCCCAAGCUGGAUGUGAUAGGAGUCGAGCAGGAGUCAGCCAUUCUGCGAGAUCUGUCCCAAGAUCGAAAUUACGAAAUCAUAGUGCAACCAUUCAACUCCCAAGGGUCCGGUCCUCCAACGCCGCCUGUAGCGGUCUAUGUUGGGGAGGCCGUACCCACUGGAGAACCGCGAGGCAUCGACGCCGCCCCGGUGUCUUCUACCGAAGUUCGUCUCCGCUGGAAGGCACCCCAGCAGAGCAUGCAGAACGGAGAGUUGUUAGGGUACAAGAUCUUCUACUUAGUGACCGAUUCGCCCCAGGAGUUGGAGGAUGGUCGAAAGCACGAGGAAGAAAUCGAAGUUGUUCCCGCAUCGUACACCUCCCACAGUCUGGUUUUCCUAGACAAAUACACCGAGUAUCGGAUACAGAUCUUGGCGUUCAACCCGGCCGGGGACGGACCCCGGUCGGCUCCGAUAACGGUGAAGACGCUCCAGGGGCUGCCGGGCUCACCUAGCAGCUUGUCUUUCUCGGAAAUCACUAUGAAUAGUCUGAAGGUUAGCUGGAAUGCACCGAAGAUGCGCAACGGCGAGAUUCUAGGUUACAUUGUGACGUACGAAACCACCGAGGAUAACGAGAAGUUCAGCAAACAGGUCAAACAGAAGGUGUCCGGGACGAGCCUACUGAUACAGAACCUCGAGGAGGAAGUCACCUACACGUUCACCGUGCGAGCGCAAACCAUCGAUUACGGCCCGGCGCUCAGCGGAAACGUGACGACGGGACCCCAGGAUGGCUCACCCGUGUCACCGCGUGAUCUGUUGCUUUCCAAAUCGCAAGCGAGUGUUGACAUGUCCUGGAUCAAUGGGCCCUCCGGAAAGGGUCCGAUCCUGGGCUAUUACAUCGAAACGAAAAAACGAGAUAUGGAGCACUACUAUAAUUACGACUCCCGCUGGGAAACGGUAGCUCGAACAACGAACGGCCCGAUCCAGGAGUUCACCGUUAGCUUCCAGAGCCUGCUACCCUCGACGGCGUACAAGUUCCGUGUGAUUGCCUACAAUCGGUACGGAAUCAGUUGUCCAGUGUACUCCGACGACGCCAUCUUGACUCCGUCGAAGCUGUAUCUGGAGUAUGGCUAUCUGCAGCAGAAGCCAUUCUAUCGGCAGACGUGGUUCAUGGUGGCACUGGCCGCCACCUCCAUCGUCAUCAUCAUUAUGGUGAUUGCGGUGCUCUGCGUGAAGAGCAAAAGCUACAAAUAUAAGCAAGAAGCGCAGAAAACCCUCGAAGAGUCGAUGGCCAUGUCCAUCGACGAGCGACAGGAGUUGGCACUGGAACUUUACCGAUCACGUCACGGAGUGACGAGCGCCAACGGUACGCUCAACGGGACCGGAACGAUGGGACGCCGAACGGGAACGAUUCUGGGUCGGAAACAGCAAACUUCGGCAGCGGCAGCUGCCUCCCUAGGCAAGUCACCACCACGGCCAUCGCCUGCCUCGGUGGCAUAUCACAGCGACGAGGAAAGCCUCAAGUGCUACGACGAAAAUCCGGACGACAGCAGCGUCACGGAGAAGCCUUCCGAAGUCAGUUCCAGCGACUCACAGGCUUCGGAAAGCGAGAACGAGAGCGUCCGAUCGGAUCCGCACUCCUUCGUGAACCACUACGCGAACGUGAAUGACUCGUUGCGACAAUCGUGGAAGCGCCAGAAACCGGUUCGGAACUACUCCAGCUACACAGACUCCGAACCGGAAGGUUCGGCCGUGAUGAGUCUGAACGGAGGACAGAUCAUCAUGAACAACAUGGCUCGAUCGCGAGCCCCACUGCCCGGCUUCAGCUCGUUCGUAUGACCUUCGUCCUGCGAGGGGAUUAUUGAUGAGCUCAGCAGCAGCGGCAAGCUGCACACCAAAUGCAACGGCUUCGCGCUCAACGGGAACGCGGUGGUCGUUGUCGGGGGUGGGGUCAGCGGCAGCAAGAGCGAAAAUCAUCUAUCCUGAUAGGAGCUAGGAGCGACGAACGAUGCCAGAGGAGGAGGUAGCUGUAAGAUACAUGUUUGUGAUACAACAGUUUUACAACUGCGAAUUUAGAGCGAGCGAGCGAGCGGAGGUUUGUAUGAGAGGGAUAGACUGUGCGGAACCAGUGUUGACAGCGUUUGGAGGACACACACACGAUGAGCCUUUUAUUUUAAUGAAUGGAUGAGAAGCAAUGGGAGUACUUGGUUACGAUAGAUAGACGUUCGAAUGAAGCAGCCAUUUGUUCCAAACGGUAGUGCAGAAUCAAAAUAUGACUGAUUUUUUUAUUCUUUACUGUAGAAUAUUCAAGAUUAGUUUAAAUUAAUGUUCGGUGCCCGUGCACCGUUGCUAAGAAUUAUUUUAACCUCUACCUAGAAGAAAAUCUUUGAAUUUAAGCAAAUGCAAUUGAUAAAGCUCCUUUUGUACAAUUGAAUGUGAGAGGUCCGAUGGUGACCGAAAAUCCGAAUGCAUUCACACUCGAACAGCAACACGGAAAAUUUUUAUCCAUCUGUGAAAAUGUUUUAAUCUCAUCAAAAUAUCGAGGUGUAUAGUUUUUACAAGAAGUAUAUACAAAUUAUUCACGAAAUACCGGAGGUGACGCCACAUAUUGUAAUCGGCCACCUUCGCUAUUUGAUCUCACAAAAUGGUAGAACAGAAAGGCACAAACUUAUAAUAACAUACACACAAAACUUGGGUACGAGAGUAGGGAUACCAUCUGGUCGGAGUUAAAAAUCAGGACACCUGUCACAGGUACCAUUAUGACUAAACCAUUAUGAUUCCUUGUGAUAUAAUCAAGUAAAAACACGUUGUAUCUUAUUUGUGAGACCAAAAUACUAGAAUUUGCGCAAAUACUCCGGAUAUUAUGGCUUCUGUCUUUGUACGAACAAUGUAAUCAUGCGCAAUAGUGCCGGAGUACAAUCCAUAGAUUUGAAGCCAUUAUGAUGUAUUACGGUAUGAAACGGAAGAGCUGCUCCUGCAACCCUAAUCUUCUGAGCGGCUAGAUUUGAUUUUUACACCACAUUAUUCAGCAUGGAUUUGGAAGUGGAAUUCUAAUAUUGAUGAGGGCAGAAAGAAAGACAAACGCGUGCAGUGCAUGUAACCCAUGUAACGGACAAACAAGUAGUGAGAGUUUUAUUUGACUGAUGAUCAUGAGUUGCUUGUAUUGGAUGGUCUUCAACACUCCUCCUCAACCCAUAACAUAUCGUAAUCCCAUUGCUUCGCGACACAAUUUUAUCUUUGAUGGAGGUAAUGGCUUGGUUGAACCGUCUGCAGUCUGCUUGUCAGUGCUGGUAUACUCCUCCUGGAUGUCCCCCUCGUCGCAGUAAUCAUGGAUGAAAUGAUGACUUUAUAAAAAUGUUUGUUUCUAGGUUGAUAGCCACCAUUCUUCGCCACGGAGAUCGCACUCUGGUUAUCGCAAUGAAUAACAAUGGCUUUAUCCUCCUCGAACAAUGCUCUUAAACGCUUCCACCACAGCUGCCGAUGUACUUGGCUCCACAAGUGAACAGAGCAACGGUUUGUUGAUGUUUGCAGCUCCAUGAUAUAGCUCCAACUUCAGCGGUGAAUACGUAUCCUGUGGUGGAUUUUCGGUCGUCUUGGUCAGACGCCCAGCCAGCGUCGUAGAAUCCUUCAAUCAUUGAUUCUUUAUCCUGCUGGUAUACCACGUGAUAUUUGGAUGCUCUUUUUAAGGAAACGUAGCAAGUGCUUCACUGCAUUCCAAUGUCGCUCACCAGGGCUGGCAUUGAAUCGGCUGAGAAUGUUCAGCGCAUAACAGAUGUCCGACCACGUGCUUUGUGCCAAGUACGUAAGGCAGCCAGGCAAUUUCCUUGUACGGAACAUUUGUCAUGCGUUCCACUUUUUCAUUUGUUGAAGAACACAUUCCCUUCGUCAAUUUCUCGCUUAUGUUCAUAGAAGAAGUCACGGUUUUGCAUGUGGGACAUUCAAAAUCGAUCCAGAAUCUUUGUAAUAUAGAACUUCUGAUCCAAAAUAACCGCUGCUUCCAUUCUGGUUAUCCGGAUACCCAGAGCGUAUUUGGCAGGUCCAAUAUCCUUCAUCUUGAAUGCCCAGUUUAGCUUCGAUUUGAUUUCGUUCGUCCAUCGCCUACAGUUCCUGAAGAAAAAUACUUCAUCCACAUAGACUGCAACGAACAAUAUCUUAUUGUCUUCGAUCUUAUAGUUCACACAAGGGUCGUAUGUGGUACAUUGAAGACCGAAUUUCCGGAGGGCAACAUCCAGUUUCGUGUUCCUCGGACUCGAUUGGAUUGACUGAGUCCAUACAACGUCUCAACAGACAAACCUUGUUUCCUCCAUCUAUAAAGCAAGGAGGUUGCUCUAUGUAUAUCUCCUCGGAGAGGUCUCCUUGCAAGAAAGCUGUUAAGGCAUCCAUCUGAUCGAUCUGAAGUUUCCGACGAGCAGCCAUUGCGGAAAGAUAUCGCAGGGAACUGUAUCUAACCACUGGGGAAUAGGUCUCCUCGUAAUCCACUCCCUUUCUCUGCGAGUAUCCUUUAAUGACCAGCCUGGCUUUGUUCCCGGUCGAUGUGGCUUUUUUCGACCAGCUUAGUCCUGUACACCCAUUCGCAUUUGAUGGCAAGACAGCAAGUGUCCACGCCCCGUUAGAAAUGAGGGCUUCAACUCGUCCACCAUGGUCUGUUUCCAAUGCUCAGCAUCUUCUCGUGAUAACGCGGAAUUAUGUUUUGUCAUCGAUAAAUGUCAAACAAUAUCAACAACCUCCUAGUGAGUUUUCCUCCAUUGGUCCAACAAUAUCCGAAUGAACUAAUACGAGCACUUCAUUUGCGCGGGACCCACUGUGAUUGAAUGGAAGUCGUGUUUGCUUACCGAUGGCACAAGUUUUGCAUUGACCAGUGUCGGUUCCAUUGAAUUUGAUUCGUUCUACCAUGUCAUUCCAUAGUUUUAUCAGAUUCCAGGAUGCCAAAUGACCCAUGAGCAUGCUAGCGCCUUCGUAGUUUUUGGUCUAACUUGAACAAACCGAAAUGAAAUCAAAAUACCAAUCGUUAUCUUCUAUGGCGUUUCGCAUAGACAACAUCGUACAGAAGGCAUUCCCUUUUUUGCAUGAUCGCUUCUUGCUAUGUGGCCAUAUUUUUCACAUCGACGACACUGUAGACUUUUUCCUUUCGAUUGUGCUUCCUUGACGAACCUCUUUUGCUCGAAUUUCGAAUAAUUUUUCUUCAGUAUGAACGCCGAAUCUGUACAAGUGGGCUAUGCUAAACUUGUUUCUUGGAGCAACUUGGUUUUGAUUAUGUCUCCUGUUAUUUGUGUACAGAAAGAAAAGAAUUUUUUUUUUGUGUACAGAAAGGUUUUGACUGCGAAUUUCCAAGUGCGCCAGUUCUCCCGACCGUCCAGCCGCUUGAUGGCUGGAUGGCCCUGUGUGCAGAUCUGCUCUGAUGUUUGUGCUUGCACUCUCGAUGAAUUUCUGGAUCUUUCUCCGUUCGACAUCGUCGUAAGCUAAGAUAAGAUCAGACAAUAGGAGGUAUUUUGCGGACCAAAUUUCUGUCAGAUACGGACCAAAUUUCCGUCAGUCGUUCUGAUUUCUGAUUGGCUGAUUUCGAGCGAAUGGCUCUAGCUCGUGAAUAUGAAAAAAGAGAUAGUUGGUACCAUCCAGGUUGUGUUUUGCUGACUACCAAUCUCUUGUUACACUGCUCACAUGUUCUUUCCUGCUGACUUAUUUUGAUGAACAACGAAUUUGGUUCUGUUCUGUCGAGGAAAGUUUUCGCUUCAUCGACGGUGUACUCAUAGUCGAAUUGAAUAUUCAUGUCAUCCACAUUAUCUUUAAAAUUAGAUGAAGCUGAAAUUCGAUAUGAUGUCGAUGCUGCUUCACUGUCCAUAAAUUUAUGGGCUGAACAUUCUUCUAUUCGCUUUGUUAGCAAGUCCAUCAAUCCAACAAGAUGUUCUUGUUUAUCGGCUGUAUGCGAAGCAUUCGGUACUACGGUCAUAUAUGAGUCACGAUUUUCAACUGCACGAAUCAACGAGAAAAGAUUCUCCAGAUAAUCUUGGACGAGUUGUUAUGGAUAUCAUUAUUAUAUUAUAGAUAUGGGUAUUUAAAAGACUUAUUUUAUCAUUUUAAAACAUAUUUUUGAGAUUACCUUAUUGAAAAUAUGCAAAAUCAUUAAAUUCGCACCAACCAAAUGUUACGAUUCAUAAAAACAGAAAUUAAAAAAAAUCCGCAAUUGUAUAAUAUUUGGCAACUCUGGCAUCUUCACGUCAUGGCUUCAUUUUUGUCCGACGAAGAAGAGUAAAAAGCCAGUUGUCUCAUCUUGUCUUAGGUCGUAAGCAAGAUGAUGGAGUUAACAGGUGGCUCGUAAUUUACACUAUUUAAAAAAGACAUAUGAGGAAUGGCAAGACGAAAAGUUUGGAUUUGUUUAUGUUAUUACUUACGUUGGUAUGGUAACAUUUGAUUUCGUCGAAGGUAUUUGGAGCAGUAUAAUAAAUAAACAGUUGUCGUUGAAAAUAGUAACCAGUAACCUUUAUGCAUAUGCUUCCGCCAGCUGGCUCGGCUAAUGUGAUAUGAUUUUUUCAGGGAAUGCUUUGAUCGUGGUACCGCCACUGGCGCAUAAUUUGCAGCUUGGUUUUUUGUGCUGGUUCAUAACGGCAAUCAACCGUGCCGGCGAAACUGUAGUCAAUGUUUAGUGUUGUUUGGAUACCAUCUAUGUAAAUAAAUUCAAACUUACGGGAUACGUCCGAACGGCAAUUCUGACAUUACGUUUUACCUUCCACUUCACUUUCCUUGGUCGUAAGUAACGAACAAACAAGUAGUGACAGUUUUAUUUGACAGAAGAUCAUGGGUUGCUUAUAUUGGAUGGUCUUCAACGAAUAUUCUUGUAAUGUUUCGGUGUUUGGAUAUGCUUUUCUAAAUCAGAUUUAUCUGUGGUGGUUAAUUGCAGGGGUACGACUAAAACGUCAAAUCUCUCAUAUUGCCAGUGUACCCAAUAUUGCUGCGGUUUACUGACAUUUUGGUUCAAUCAAUUACUGUUGUUUACAACUCGGUCCGGUUAUAUAGUCGAAUAGUGGCUAACUUUAAACUCCAUGUUAAAUGUGAACACCUCCAUGUGAAACCGAAAUAUGAAAAUCGCUCAUGCAGUUAGAAUAAAGCAGCGCAUUUUUCGAUUUCAAUCCUCGUAAAUGAUAUGUUGAUAAACAAAUGACGCCAUAUUGAUUUUGAUUUUGGGUAGCCUAUAUUCAAUUGAUGUCUAACCCCUGGUUAAUUGUUGAUUUCAAACUUCUGUUUCAACAAAAUGACAAAAUUCACAUACCGCACCGACACAUAGCAAAAAAAAACCAGUAAAAAUCACAUAUGCAGUACUUAGCCUCAUGAUCAUGAUCGUUCAAUUCGUCAGUAAAAUAACGCACCUGUUUAGAUAUUUGAAAAAUCAACUUGAAAUAUCGAGACAAAUCACAAAAAAACACCGUGUCCGGUGAAACGUAAACUCUGAAUGAAAACAGAUGGAAGAUCUCGUGGAAGAUGCAACUGUCACUCUUUAUACGCAUGCAAAAUUUUAGUCACAAAUAAAAAAGGUUUCAAUCAAAAACAAAAUACACUGAAAAAAAUUAUGAUUCGAAAAUGAAGAAUAAAUCAGGAAGCCAUUUUGGGAUUUUAAAAUCAGGAUAUGCCCGGAAAAAUCAGGACGGAUGGUAUCCCUAUACGAGAGGUACUUAUUUUUAUUUCGUCCGAUAGAGGAAAAAAGGACUUAACCGUUCACUGCCAUGCCCUAUUCCAUAAACUGUAACAUUUCCCAGUAUUAGAAGCCACAGACGGAUAAGUCUGGAACACGAGAGUUCCCCCACGGCCAUGGAACAUUAACAUGCUGAACCGUCUUGUGGGCGCGACGCAUCAGGGAAUGGUCCCUGACCUGAAGGAACUCGUUCAGCGAAGUGUGCAAAAUUUUAUUUAACCUUUCUAAUUUUCGAUAAUAACUCAUUUUAAAAUCUGUUUUAAUUUGAUCUACUUCGUUCGAGUCUCAGAAGUGCGAACAUACCUAUUUCCAGUUGCCUUAUUAUGUAGAGAAAAAGAGAAAAUUAACAAGAACGUUAUAUCUAUGAUAUAAAUAUAGCAUCUUCACCGUUUGCUAUUUUAUUUUCGGCAGAAUGUUGUGCACCUCAAAAACGAGUCACCGAUGAUAGCAGAUGAACAAAUGUAUAUAGAUGUCAGAACAAAAAAAUGAGUGUUAAUGUGAUAGCACCAAAUUGAACUUUCAGAGAACUCUUUCUACUUAACGGAAAGUAAAUUAUACCGAGUUAUGAUGACUACCUAGUUUCGCUGCGCGGACUACGCAAACCAAGGUGAACGCCCGUGUAAAUGUGUUUGUCUUUGUAUAAAAUUUAUACUGCAGGUUAUUAAUUUAUUAUAAGUUUUCUAGUAUUUUAUAUAGCUAGCAGAACUAAGUAACAGAGGCGAGACAGACGAGCAAAGGCAAGCUCUGCAUCGAUCUUAUCACCCGAUUAGGCGCUGAUCGUCAGCAAUUCGAUAGGAUUGUGUAUAGAUAGUAGAUAAUGAAGAAUAAAAGGCAGCACAAUAGUAAGACAGAUAACACAAAAACACACACACGCGUAUCUUCGUAUAACAUAAACAAUCGAAUACACAAUCGUUUUACCCUUCCUCCCCGAAAGUGGAAUAAUAGAACCACGCUGACUAUAUAUGAUAUAUAAAAAUACCCGUAUAAUAGUAUUCAGAGGAAAUAACGAGAAACAGAUGAACUUAAAUAAUACAAAACAAGAACAAAUAAAUGCCACUAAAAAUGAUGAUGACAAAAUGUAUGCGCGAAAUAAAGAAUAUGGAAUAUAAAUAGCGUUUCAACGGUGAGUAGGACGAAAACGAAAAACCAUUUCUACCUUGAAUACUUUAUUCAAUUACGAGUACAACUUCGAUGGUUCUAAAAGUUAAACACUGAGCAAAGAAGGUGCAAAAAGCAAAAAAGAGGGUUGAUUGAGGGACAUUGCGCCUGGUAGUAACGCGGAGCAAAAUCUAUAGACAAAAAAAAAAAACGCUCCGGGACGAGAAUUUGUUGACGAAAUAAAAUUCGGAAUAAUUAGAAUCCGGAAUCAUAAAACCAGUUGUAUCUCGGGAUUGGUUAGAGGGUACAACAAACAUUCCUAUAAAAAUACAAAUACAAUUUAGUGUUCUUUAAAAAAAAUAUAAAAAAAAUAUUCCGUAACAGUGUUGAUAAUUUUUCGUACUUUACUUCGUAUACCCUCUAUCAAAAUUUGGAUU